This is a messenger RNA of Gadus macrocephalus (Pacific cod), 4803 nucleotides long. It is a transcript of the gene gpr85, whose product is annotated as G protein-coupled receptor 85. The record is from RefSeq and is a predicted model, not a curated record. Gene Ontology annotation, molecular function: G protein-coupled receptor activity. The coding region runs from base 669 to 1802 and encodes 377 amino acids. The transcript has 2 exons. NCBI's taxonomy places the organism in Eukaryota, Metazoa, Chordata, Actinopteri, Gadiformes, Gadidae. Gene Ontology annotation, biological process: G protein-coupled receptor signaling pathway. Gene Ontology annotation, cellular component: plasma membrane.
CCCCGAUGGAGCAGAUGUUACCAUGAGACGAAGCCGCUGCUGCUGCUGCUGCAACAAGCGACGCGGAGGGGGGGGGGGGAGAGACGCGUCUUGGAUCGCCGUGAACCAGUACGCAUGCGCCAGCCGCUCCAUUUACUGUAUCCACCGUGGUGGUGAAAAAUGGGCAGGCAACAAACCCCAAGAUUUCUAAGCGCAAAACUGACUUCUGCAAUGUAAAUAGCCUCCAGGGGGAUAGCAAAAUAGGAUUAUCAGCAGGUAGGUUUUUUUUUUGUAUUGAUCCCGUUGACUGUGUUGUUCGCCUUUGCGUCCUUGUCUUCUACGCAUCUUCUCCGGGUGCUGUAGUCGCUUCAUAGCGGAUACUUGGGGGAUUAUUCCGUCUAAUGGACGUGCGGAGCCGCUACACUGUAUGCUUUCUCCAACUGCCUACCGUUUGAGAUGCAACGGCAACGGUGAUUUAUUUUUGUUUUUGCAACAUCAUCGACUGAAAUUACAUAAAUCAAAAGGGAUUUCUAGGUGUGAUGAGACAAAGGAACAAAGGAUGCCUUAGAGGAGAGGUGGCCUACACGUGUGGAAACCUCUUCCAGCGCCCACCGCCCAAUGGAUCUAUGGUCCCCACCGGCUGCCUCUAGGUCAUGAUACUCGGCUGAAGCUGUUAAGCCGCUAUCUUUAUGAUCCCUCCUCCAUCUAUGGCGAACUACAGCCAUGCAGGGGACACCACCAUCUUGCAGAACGUCUCGCCGCUCGCCACGUUCCUCAAACUGACCUCGCUGGGCUUCAUCAUCGGCGUCGGCGUGGUCGGCAACCUCCUGAUCUCCAUCCUGCUGGUGAAAGACAAGAGCCUGCACCGGGCGCCCUACUACUUCCUGCUGGACCUGUGCGCCUCCGACAUCCUGCGCUCGGCCAUCUGCUUCCCGUUCGUCUUCACCUCGGUGAAGAAUGGCUCGGCGUGGACGUACGGCACGCUCACCUGCAAAGUGAUCGCCUUCCUGGGCGUGCUCUCGUGUUUCCACGCGGCGUUCAUGCUCUUCUGCGUGAGCGUCACGCGCUACCUGGCCAUCGCCCACCACCGCUUCUACACCAAGCGGCUCACCUUCUGGACGUGCCUGGCCGUGGUGUGCAUGGUGUGGACGCUGUCGGUGGCCAUGGCCUUCCCGCCCGUGCUGGACGUGGGCACGUACUCGUUCAUCCGCGAGGAGGACCAGUGCACCUUCCAGCACCGCUCGUUCCGCGCCAACGACUCGCUGGGCUUCAUGCUCCUGCUGGCCCUCAUCCUGCUCGCCACGCACCUGGUCUACCUCAAGCUCAUCUUCUUCGUGCACGACCGGCGGAAGAUGAAGCCCGUGCAGUUCGUGCCGGCCGUCAGCCAGAACUGGACCUUCCACGGCCCCGGGGCCAGCGGGCAGGCGGCGGCCAACUGGCUGGCGGGCUUCGGCCGGGGCCCCACGCCGCCCACCCUGCUGGGCAUCCGGCAGAACAGCAACGCGGCCGGGCGGCGCCGGCUGCUGGUACUGGACGAGUUCAAGACGGAGAAGCGGAUUAGCAGGAUGUUCUACAUCAUGACCUUUUUCUUCCUGGCGCUGUGGGGCCCCUACCUGGUGGCCUGCUACUGGCGGGUGUUUGCCAGGGGCCCCGUGGUCCCCGGGGGGUACCUGACGGCGGCCGUGUGGAUGAGCUUCGCCCAGGCAGGGGUGAACCCCUUCAUCUGCAUCUUCUCCAACCGCGAGCUGCGUCGCUGCUUCAGCACCACGCUGCUGUACUGCAGGAAAUCCAGGUUACCACGGGAACCAUACUGCGUUAUAUGAAGGCUUCGGGCUGUGUCUUGGCUCUUAUUUUUCUGCUUCUUCUGCUUCUUCUUCUUCCUCUUCUUCUUCUUCUUCUUCUUCUUCUUCUUCUUCUUCUUCUUCUUCUGCUCGUUCUUCUUCUCUACCCCAACCCACUCCUCUGUCGCUCUAUUUACCUGAUUGAUCUGAGAGCUGGGGCGUGCUCCCAUUAUACAGAGGGCUCUCCUUUACUCCCCCUUUAUCUCUCUCCAUCUCCUUUUCUCCCCCUUUAUCUCUCUCUCUCUCCUUAUCUCCCCCCCCCCCUCUCUCUCUCUCUCUCUCUCCUUAUCUCUCUCUCCCUCUCGCUCUCCUUCUCCCUCUCUUUACCUCACUCUCACCCUCGCUCCUUCUCUCUCUUUUUCUCUCCUUAUCCCUCUCUCCCUCUCUUCCUCUCUCCUUACCCCUUUCUCUCUUUCUCUCUCUCUCUCUUUCUCUCCCUCUCUCUCUCUCUCUCUCUCUCUCUCUAUUUACCAGAUUGAUCUUAGAGCUGGGGCGUGCUCCCAUUAUAUAGCGGGCUCCCUCCUUCUCUCGCUCUCUCCUUCACUCCCUCUCUUUCUCUCUCUCGCUCUCUCUCUCUCUCUCUCUCUCUCUCUCUCUCUCUCUCUCUCUCCUCAUCCUCUCCGUUGUUCUCAGCCUCCUCCUCCUCCUCCUUCCUCCUUCUUCUCCUCAUCUUUUCUUCUCAGAGGUAGAACUUGGACUGUCAAUCACAGGGCUCCCCCACCCCCUCCCCCCUCCACCCCCCUCCCCCCUCCACCCCCUCGACACUUUCCGAGGUGAUUGAAGAUCCAACAUGGAGGUUAGAAAGGAAUGCAAUCCGCCGGAGAGUUCGGUCCACUCCUCUGUUUAUGUUCUAGUAAACAAAACUCUGUGGCCAUGGCAGUGCAGAGGAGAUACCAUUUGGGACCGGGAUGACGGGGGGGGGGGGGGGAAUUAUCGUUGAAAACAUUGAUGACAAAAUAGGACUGACUCCUCCCUGUAGCUUUUGGGAAUUUUUUGCCACAUAAAGAUAACGCAAUGAAUGAAGUGAGGUAAUGAGAAAAGCUGAAAUCUGAAAAGAAAAGAAAAAUCAAGAAACAAAAAAAAUGAGUACCUCUCAAGGAAUCACUGGAAAUGUUUUACAUUUUAACAGUUGCACUAAAAUGAAGAUGUAAAGAAGAUGCUUUUUUUUCCGGGGUCAGCAGUUGCCAGUUUGCUUUGCAAGGACAACAUGUUUUCGGUAGUUUUUUCUCUCCAGACUAAACAAUGAAUGCUUUAAUUUGCAAAAGACUUCACAAUCGCUGUAAAGUUAAAAGCAAAUCGUGGUGACUUUUGGAAUACACCAUCACAGGAGGAUUAAAAUGGUUUAAAUGUAAGUGAUAUUCUUUUUUUCUCUCAUUUCCGGGGGUUGGGGCUUUACAAAUGUGUGGGGUCUUUUGCAGUUGCAACUUAAGAAAAAAAAAAUCUAGAAAAUAAUUUCUUGUAGUUUUACGAUCCAUAUGUCCUUAGUGUCUGGCAUUGUUAUUUUCUUAUCACCUUUAAAAAGAAAAAAAAAGAAAAAGAUAAAAAACAAGAGCUUCAAGAUGAUGAAAUGGUGUUUGGUUGCUUUUUUAAAGAAACAGCGUUGUGCUUCAAAAAAACAUAACAAAAGAAAAAACACAACAGUGAAGAACUGGUUCAAUGUUUGCUCAUAUUCAUGUUACCUGAAACACUGACAUUCUUGUUACAGUAUUGCCAAUGCCACCCAGGUGUUAUUUUGCCUUAAUGUUUAAUGAUAUUGCCAUGAUUUCCUUUUUUUGUUUUUUGGGGGGUGGGGGGGGGGGGGGGGGGAUCAGGUGGUUGUUUGGAGGGGUGUGUGUAUUUACUUUGAUUCACUCCUGAGGAGAACUGUGUGUUUCUAACACGUGAUGGGGUGGGGUGGGGGGAGUCUUGUUUCACAUCGAUGUGAAGUGCAUGUCCAUCUUCAAAACACUGGUCCACUCCCAUAAGCAUCACAGGCCAUACACUGAGCAGCCGUUUUUGUUCUGCAAUAGUUUGUUACACCCCGCAGUGUGCUCACAGCACAGGGAGUGUGUGUGUGUGUGUGUGUGUGUGUGUGUGUGUGUGUGUGUGUGUGUGUGUGUGUGUGUGUGUGUGUAUGUGUGUGUGUGUGUGUGUGUGUGUGUGUGUGUGUGUGUGUGUGUGUGUGUGUGUGUGUGUGUGUGUGUGGGCGUGUGGGCGUGUGUGUGGGCAUGCACACGGUUAAACGUGCGCAUGAGUGUAUGUGUGUGUGGGGGGCAUGCACAUUGCUGAAUGCGUGCAUGUGUGUGUGUGUGUGUGUGUGUGUGUGUGUGUGUGUGUGUGUGUGUGUGUGUGUGUGUGUGUGUGUGGGCGUGCACACAGCUUAAAGUGUGUGUGAGUGUGUAUGUGUGAGUGAGUGCGUGUGUGUUUGGGCAUGCACAUGGUUAAACGUGUGCACGGCGGUAUGUGUGUGUAUGGGGGGCGUGCACAUGGCUUAACGUGUGCUUGUGUCAAUGUGUGUGUGUGGGCGUGCACAUGGCUAAACGAUUGCAUGCGUGUGUGUGUUCAAGUCUGUGCAUGACAGAGUGCGCUCAUGAGUGUGAAUGUGUGUGCAGUGGGUGCAGAGUCAGACAACAGUCACUUCAAGACCAGAGCCUUAGGAUGAAAUAUUGCACAAUUUGUAAAAAAAAUAAAAAUCUAAAAGGUAACAGAAAAAACUAAACAUGAAAAAAAAACAUUUAAGGCACACGUCUUGUUUUUACCUUCCCUAUAUUUGCUCUCUACUGAUUGUUUUCAAGAAGUUACUUUUUCUCUUGUGGCCAUUUUAAUAUUUAUUAUGUAUUAUUUUUUUGUAUAUUAUAGAUAGAUUGUGUGUAAGUAUGUGAGUCUUUCAUUUUGAAGUCCCGAAUGUGAGUACAGUUUCGGUUUAGGAUUGCAUUUGCUGAAAGUUAACUGUGUAAUCUGUUGCUUACAUUUUUGAAAAAUAAAAAUUUUCCAUUUUGCAAAA